Messenger RNA from Erythranthe guttata (spotted monkey flower), 3496 nucleotides. RefSeq names its product heavy metal atpase 5 (gene HMA5). Lineage: Eukaryota; Viridiplantae; Streptophyta; Magnoliopsida; Lamiales; Phrymaceae. The record is from RefSeq and is a predicted model, not a curated record. Gene Ontology annotation, biological process: monoatomic cation transport. Gene Ontology annotation, molecular function: ATP binding; copper ion binding; ATPase-coupled monoatomic cation transmembrane transporter activity. Gene Ontology annotation, cellular component: membrane.
AGGAAGCAACGAGCACACACUUGAUUCCGUCAAUACUAACAAAAAAUUGGCGAAAAUGAUUAAAGGUGUUGAAUUUUUGAAAUAUGUGGGACCAAAGGUACUUUUUAUUAACAUGUGGGGCUAAAUGUAGAAUCGGUGAAAACUUGAGGGAUGAAAACUGUAUUAUUUUCAUACUUUCUAUAUAAACCCGGGAGGUAUCGUGCAUUCAAAGAACACACAAAACAUUUUCCGUAUCACAGAAGCGAGAAAAAAAGGAGAUAGAGAGAGAAACACACAUAGAGAGAGAAAGCCAAUCUUCAAAUCAAAAUCAAAAUCAAAAUCAAAGUUGCAGACCGCUACGAAUCGGCGAUGGCGGCGGCGGCGAAGUUUCUAUCACUGGCAUGCAUAAGGCCGAACGAGAGCGGCAAUUUGUCCCCUCGGCCCCACUACCCGUCGAUGCCCAAGUACCCCAAAGGCGUCGCCGUUUCAUCAGACGAGGAGAAAUUCAUGCGAGGAUCGGAAUCCAUGGCGAUUUUCUCCGUCACCGGAAUGACCUGCUCCGCCUGCGCCGGAUCGGUGGAGAAGGCCGUCAAACGCCUCCCCGGAAUCAAGGAGGCGGCGGUCGAUGUCCUCAACAACCGCGCUCAAGUCAUGUUUUACCCUGCUUUUGUCAAUGAGGAAACGAUCCGCGAGACAAUCGAAGAUGUAGGGUUCGAAGCGACACUAGUACAAGAAGAAACGAGCGAGAAAACCUCUCAAGUAUGUCGAAUUCGCAUAAAAGGCAUGACUUGCACUUCUUGCUCCACAACAGUCGAAUCGGCGCUACAAUCUCUACCCGGCGUAGAAAGAGCACAGGUGGCAUUAGCAACCGAAGAAGCCGAAAUCCGUUACGAUCCAAAUAUCUUGUCCUCGAUUCAAAUCCUCGAAGCUGUAGAAGAUUCCGGAUUCGAGGCUACCCUCAUCAGCACGGGCGAAGAAGACAGGUGCAAAAUACACCUUCAAGUCGACGGAGUGCGAACGGAAUCUUCCAUGAGAAUAAUCGGCGAUUCCCUCCAAGCAUUGCCAGGUGUUCAAGACAUGGACUUCAAUCUCGAACUCAAUAAGGUCUCCCUCUCUUACCAACCCGAUUUAACGGGCCCCAGAAAUUUCAUCGAGGUUAUCGAAUCAACUGGCUCCGGCCGCUACAAGGCGAAGAUAUUUCCCGAAGGAACUUCCAGAGGUUCUCAUAGAGGGGAGGAGAUUAAGAAGUACUACAAAUCUUUCUUAUGGAGCCUCGUUUUUACGAUACCUGUGUUUUUACUGUCCAUGGUUUUUAUGUAUAUACCUGGAAUCAAACACGGGCUCGAAACUAAGAUAGUGAACAUGCUUAAUAUCGGUGAAGUAUUGAGGUGGAUAUUGUCUACUCCAGUUCAGUUCGUUAUCGGUCGAAGAUUCUACGUCGGUGCUUACAAAGCGUUAAGACAUGGCUCGGCAAACAUGGAUGUGUUGAUUGCGCUUGGAACAAAUGCUGCUUAUUUCUAUUCGGUUUAUUCGGUACUGAGAGCUGCCACGUCGCCGAAUUUCGAGUCGACCGAUUUCUUCGAAACAAGCUCGAUGCUGAUUUCGUUCAUACUUUUGGGGAAGUAUUUGGAGGUUUUGGCCAAAGGGAAGACUUCCGAUGCUAUAGAGAAGCUCAUGGACUUAGCCCCUGAAACGGCCACACUUUUAACUCUCGACGGUGAAGGAAACGUUUUGCACGAGGAAGAAAUAGACAGUCGAUUGAUACAAAAGAAUGAUGUGAUGAAGAUUAUUCCGGGCGCGAAAGUGCCGUGCGAUGGGUUUGUUAUGUGGGGACAGAGUCACGUAAACGAGAGCAUGAUUACUGGAGAAUCUAGGCCGGUCGGAAAACGGAAGGGCGAUUUGGUAAUUGGAGGGACUGUUAACACGAACGGGGUUCUGCAUAUUAAGGCGACGAAAGUUGGAUCGGAGAGUGCUCUUGCUCAAAUCGUUCGACUUGUGGAAUCGGCACAAAUGGCGAAAGCUCCGGUCCAGAAACUUGCUGACCGGAUUUCCAAAUUCUUCGUUCCUUUGGUUAUAUUUCUUUCGUUUUCGACUUGGUUGGCCUGGUUUUUGGCGGGAAAAUUAAACAGGUACCCGACUUCUUGGAUUCCUUCUUCGAUGGAUAGCUUCCAGCUGGCGCUUCAGUUCGGCAUUUCUGUCAUGGUCAUAGCAUGUCCAUGCGCGCUUGGCUUAGCUACUCCGACAGCUGUUAUGGUCGGUACGGGUGUCGGUGCUUCUCAAGGUGUACUUAUUAAAGGUGGCCAUGCAUUAGAAAGCGCUCAUAAGGUGAACUGUAUAGUUUUCGACAAGACAGGGACGCUGACGGUCGGAAAGCCGGUGGUUGUCAAUACUAGGCUCUUGAAAAACAUGGUUCUUACCGAUUUCUUCGAACUAGUCGCUGCUGCUGAGGUAAACAGUGAGCACCCAUUAGCCAAAGCAGUUGUGGAGCAUGCGAAAAAAUUCAGACAAGACGAAGAGAAUCCCGUUUGGCCAGAAGCGAAAGAAUUCGAAUCAAUAACCGGACAUGGGGUGAAAGCUCUUGUCCGAAACAGAGAGGUUCUUGUCGGGAACAAGAGUUUAAUGGUGGAUCGAGAUAUUAAUAUUUCACUCGAUGCUGAAGAAAUAUUAGCGGAAACCGAAGGUUUGGCUCAGACGGGGAUUCUCGUAUCGAUUGAUAAGGAACUGGUCGGAAUACUUGCUAUAUCCGAUCCUUUGAAACCCGGGGCUAAAGAAGUCAUUUCGUUUCUCAAGACAAUGAAAAUAAGGAGUAUAGUUGUCACGGGUGAUAAUUGGGGUACUGCGAAUUCGAUUGCUAAGGAAGUUGGGAUCGAUACCGUUAUUGCGGAAGCCAAACCCGAGCAUAAAGCAGAGAAAGUGAAAGAACUACAGGCGGCAGGCAACAUUGUGGCAAUGGUGGGAGACGGCAUCAACGACUCGCCGGCACUGGUGGCGGCCGACGUCGGAAUGGCGAUCGGCGCAGGCACAGACAUAGCUGUCGAGGCGGCAGACAUAGUUCUGAUGAAGAGCAAUCUGGAGGAUGUAAUAACCGCCAUAGACCUAUCGAGGAAAACGUUUUUCAGAAUCCGACUCAACUAUAUUUGGGCGUUGGGGUACAAUAUCAUGGGCAUCCCCAUUGCCGCCGGGGUACUUUUUCCGGGUACCCGAUUCCGGCUGCCGCCGUGGAUUGCCGGGGCGGCAAUGGCGGCGUCCUCGGUUAGCGUGGUUUGCAGCUCUCUUUUGCUGAAGAAUUACAAGAGGCCCAAGCAGAUGGAUACACUUGCCAUAAGAGGAAUUAGUGUUGAAUAGGUAGUAAAAUUGUGUGAAUAGUUAAUCAAAUUGUAUGUAAGAAAUGUUGGGGUGUGUUAAUAGUUAAUAUGUCAUUGUAGCUUGUGUGUAUACUUUCUUUUGUAUUUAAUUAAAUAUACUAUGUAGUGUGUUUAAAAUAUUGGAAUACGUAUUAGAUUCCGAUUUUCAAAAA